GAUGGCGUCCACCCUUGAUCGUAAAUUUCAAAAUAAGAUCAACAAUGGGUGCCGUACACGAGCUACUGAGAUUUUAUCAGUCGUAACCAAGACUACAAUCUUAAAAGUUCAAUAUAUGAUAGACUUGAAUUGUGUUUUAAAUACUUCUUCUAUCUAGUCGCAACGUGAGAACCGCAAACGUCUUGAUACUUUUAAUUUGGAUGCUUGCCUCACAACAUCCGGGCAUAUUCCAGCCGUCUCCUUGUCUUACUUUUGGCCAGUAAACAAUUUGGCGGAGGCAAGCAUGCGUCGGUUGGUGCCCAAAGACAAAUAUUUAAAAAGUGGCCGUUGAAAAUCGCAACUUGUUCGCCCAGUUGUGUUCAGUACCGACUCGCAAUCGCGGACUACGAAGCCCUUUGCUGUCUUUAGCUUCCUAGCUAGCUAACAUCGGCAGACGUCCUGAGGCUGCCACCAAACCUGGACGCGAUGUCGCUGGUAGACCUGGGCAAGCGUCUGCUGGAGGCGGCACGUAAUGGUCUGGAUGACGAGGUGAGGAACCUGAUGGCCAACGGAGCUCCGUUCACCACCGACUGGGUGAGUAAUCGUCCCAGUGCUCGAGUAUUUGACAGAAAGAAGCAAGUCCUAGCGCGUGACCUCUGCCCCGCACAGCUGGGGACGUCGCCGCUCCAUCUGGCCGCUCAGCGCGGCCACUACUCCACCGCCGACGUCCUGUUGCGAGCGGGCGUCAGUCGCGACGCUCGCACCAAAGUGGAUCGAACACCUCUGCACAUGGCCGCUGCUGAGGGGCACACCAUCAUCGUGGAGCUGCUGGUCAGGAGCGGCGCCGACAUCAACGCCAAAGACAUGCUGAAGAUGACGGCGCUGCACUGGGCGGCCCAGCACGGCCACCACGGUGUGGUGGAGACGCUUAUCAAGCACGGCGCUGAUGUGCACGCGCUCAGCAAGUUUGAGAAGACGCCCUUUGAUAUUGCCGUCGACAUCCAGAACACGGAGCUCAUGCUGCUGCUGCAGGAGGGCAUGCAGAACCAGGUGAACAUGAACCAGGUGAGCCUGAACGUGGAGUCCAGCAACAGUGGCAACCAGCCGCAGUUCAUCAUCCAGGGCAUCCAAGGGGGUGUGGUCAACCUGGCCGACCUGCUCAACAAGGCCGGCACCGGGGAAUCCGAAGAGGCGAUGGCCGCCAACGCUCUGGACGGCAACAUCCAGCACGCCGCUGUGGUUAACGAGGGAGGCCAGAGGGUCAUCACCAUCGUAACCGACCAACACGGCAACCUGCAAACGACCGGAGGCAUGUCGCAGCCCUUCUUCGUCACCAUGCAGCACGGACAGCAAAUGCUGGCGGUGCCCGCCAACACAGUGACGGAGGAGGUGGUGGCGGAAGAGUCACAGGCGCCGCCCUCCAGGAAGAGAAAGUUGGAGGUGACCAAUAACCACAACGACACAGGAGAGACAGAGCUGCUGCAGAGGCAGUUGCAGGAGGCCAACAGGAAGGCGCAGGAAUACCGGCAGCAGCUCAUGCGCAAGGAGCAGGAGGCCGAGGAGUACCGCAUCAAACUGGAGGCUAUGUCCCAGAGCCAGGCGGGCUCUGCCGCCGCCAACGUCAGCCCCGAGGAGGUGGUGGGCGGCGACGAGGAUGAGGACGCGCCGGCCGUGGAGGAGGAAGGGGGUGGCCAGAUGGUGGUCCUGCAGGAGGGAGGCAUCAUCGUGGAGGGUGACGAGGGCCGCGUCACGCUGGUAGAGACGGGCGGCGAACCCGCAGGGAUCAGCUCCUAACGCCCCCUUUCCAUUAUCUGGCGCUCUUCUCUAUGAGCGCCUCCGACAGAACUUCCCGGUCCUCCGCCUUCUUCGUGUCCUUUGUCACUUCGUGUUAGCAUCUGCAUCUUGGCCUUCACUUCAUUUUCUUGAUUCAACUUUAGGAUCAUAUGAUUGCUUCUGGGGAAUGUUGUUGGGAUACAAGCACCGAGUCCUCUUUGUGCCAAACUCUUUCCCACAUUCUUAGUCGGUAAAAAAAAAAAAAACACUCAAGAAAUCAUUGGAAAAUGACACUUAUAAUUUUGAAUGAUGUAGUUGCUUCUCCGCAAUUGAUUUGGCGUGGGAAUUUUUUAUGGUUAAAAUAACCUAAUGCUACUUUUUCCACACUGUGAAUGUGGCCAUUUCUCCAUUAUAAAUAUAGCUAUCAGUAGUAGCCUUGUAGGUUUAUCAGCAAAAUUGGAAACCAGCAAGAAAAUUGUUGCAGUUUCUCAGUGGGGUUGCCUAAGACUGGUAACGGUAAAUGGAAAAAUUGAUAAUGAAGGGGAAAAUGAGAGUAAGGUGUCAAUUUUACAUUCUUCUUCGCAAUGUGUUUCGCAGUUGAAAUGUGCCAGAUUCUUAGCCGCAGCCUACAGUAAAAAAAAAAAAAAAAAAGAGUAGGCUAGACCUUAAAUUAGAACACCAAAAAAACACAUUUAACUGCGCAAUCAUUUCCCCCUUCCUCAUCUAUACUGCGAGUUGAGUUUGAUAUAUAUAUAUUUUAAAAUUAGACUCAGCAGAGUAACCUUUUUCAAUGUACAUACAAAGUUGUAUUUUUUUUACUGUACCUGGCUGCCUCACCGUGUUGAUGAUAGCAAUGCUAAUCUUAUGAAUAUAAACACUUGUUUA
This is a messenger RNA of Syngnathus acus (greater pipefish), 2637 nucleotides long. Its product is annotated as GA-binding protein subunit beta-2-like. The transcript is spliced from 7 exons. Gene Ontology annotation, molecular function: transcription cis-regulatory region binding; protein binding. Gene Ontology annotation, cellular component: nucleus. Gene Ontology annotation, biological process: positive regulation of transcription by RNA polymerase II. The record is from RefSeq and is a predicted model, not a curated record. The coding region runs from base 466 to 1773 and encodes 435 amino acids. Lineage: Eukaryota; Metazoa; Chordata; Actinopteri; Syngnathiformes; Syngnathidae.